CCCAAAGUUUUCCCUGUUUUUGGAGCGCCGCUUUCUUCAAGUUGAGCUGGAGGCCACUAAUUAGCUGUGAUGGCGACGUAUGUAUGAAAGAGAAUCGAGAGGGCGAUUGAUUCCACAGAGAGAUUACUUUUUGUUGAAGAAGUUUCACCCCUCCUCUUUCUUCUUCUUCUUGGCUCUCUCUUUCUCUGUGUUGGGAUUUGAGAGCAUUUCAAGAUAGAAGAGAGAGGGAGGAAGGGGAAGAAGAAGAAGAAGAAGACAGAAAUGGAGAAGGCUUUGACGAAGGUUGGGAGCCUCAAAGCAAGCACAUUUUGGGUUUCCAAGAAAGCCAAGGAAGAGAUCUCCAACAUGACCCAAGACCUCACUAUUUUUUCAAAUACCGUGGAAGAGAAAGCAAGAUGGGUAUUCAACAAGCUGAAAGGUAAACCGCUGAAAGCCCUGCCAGAUCUCCUGCGGGAGCACAACCUUCCACCGGGCCUUUUUCCUCAGAACAUUACGUGUUAUGAAUUCGAGGAGACAAAGUCCAAGCUCACAGUGUACCUCCCAUCUCCUUGUGAGGUCAGCUUCAAGGACUCGUCCAUCAUAAGGUACGCGACUCGUGUGAAAGGGACAUUGUCGAGGGGAAAGCUCACUGGAAUCGAAGGAAUGAAGACGAAGGUCAUCGUGUGGGUUAAAGUCACGGGCGUGGGCGUGGAGGGCUACAAGUCCGACAAGGUUUGGUUCACGGCGGGGGUGAAGAAAUCAAGGCCGAAAGAAGCUUAUGAGAUGCCCCGAGAGGGAGUGAAAGUGGGAGAGUUCUAGUCCCAGUCGGGAUGUUUUUUGAUCUUUGUAGUAGUGUAGUACUAGUAGUAGUUGACAAGAAGUUGCUGCUGCUACAGCUGCUGGUGGCGGCAACUGGUGGUGUAGAAGAACGGCCUGUGGUGGAUGGUCUUAGUGUAUUCAAUGGCACCUUCUAAAUAUUGAAGCAAUUGCUGUUUGCAUAA
This is a messenger RNA of Diospyros lotus (date-plum), 980 nucleotides long. RefSeq lists its product as uncharacterized. NCBI's taxonomy places the organism in Eukaryota, Viridiplantae, Streptophyta, Magnoliopsida, Ericales, Ebenaceae. Bases 262 to 798 code for a protein of 178 amino acids. The transcript has 4 exons. The record is from RefSeq and is a predicted model, not a curated record.